This is a messenger RNA of Armigeres subalbatus, 2066 nucleotides long. It is a transcript of the gene Sans, whose product is annotated as pre-mRNA splicing regulator USH1G. Gene Ontology annotation, molecular function: protein binding. The transcript has 8 exons. The record is from RefSeq and is a predicted model, not a curated record. NCBI's taxonomy places the organism in Eukaryota, Metazoa, Arthropoda, Insecta, Diptera, Culicidae. Bases 483 to 1931 code for a protein of 482 amino acids.
CGUAGAUCGGGACGCGGAGAACGUAGACGCGGAGUUUGCAUCGGAAGGCAACACUAUUCCAGCAUUUAUUGCCGUAUGCUGUCGUACGUUAGUUAGAUUGAAUCUGUUGGUCUGUUUGAAGUGCUACCGCUUAAUGGCGUUCAAUUGUUUUUUUUCAUGGUUUCUUAAAUGACAUAGACCAGUGAAGGAGUUCUGCUAAGUGGUUGAUCGUGGUUUUCGUAGCACUAUGGUUUAGAGCAGUGAGAAGAAUAAAAUAAAAUCAGCAAUAGCUCAAAACAUUUUAAGUGAAAUUCUGUGAUAAUGCUGGAUUAAUGAGAAACGCGGAUUGUUGGUAUCUAAGUGCAGGUUGGCAUUAGUCGCGAAGCGUGUGGCAGGAACAGUGCAGCGUAAAAAGUGAAAAACUUGCCUCAUAUCGUUGUUAUGGGAAUACAUUGAUCGACUCAAUGAAAGCGGAAGUGUUAAGUUAGCAGAUAACGGAAGCAAUGUCGUCUGAUCGAAUACACAGAGCGGCCAAGGAUGGCUUGCUUGAUGUGCUCAAAGAGGCUACCCGCGCCGAAUCAAAUUCCAAAGAUGCUGACGGUAUGACUCCGGUGCUGUGGGCCGCCUUCGAAGGUCGCUUGGAGGCACUAAAACUGCUAGUUGGAAGAGGAGGUGAUCCAGAUAAAUCAGAUCAGUUUGGAAAUACCGCGUUACAUCUAGCCUCUGCUAAAGGCCACAUGCAAUGUGUCGAUUUUCUGGUACAAUUUGGAGUCAAUUUGUAUGCGUUAGAUAUUGACAACCACAGUGCGCAAGAUUUGGCUGCCAUAAACAAUCGAGACAAUAUUUUGCGCUAUCUGGACGCGGCGGCGGCAAAUUUAGAAGCUGUUGAUAAGAAAAAAGUUCGAGAUUUGAAGGAGCGAGCGAAAAAGAAAUCAGCUAAGCGGGCGCAAGAAUAUGCUGCCAGGCAGCAAAAGGUUGACCAGGGAAAGGAUGAUCAACGGAUCAGGCCGCAUCGGCCGUCAAAUAUGUUGCAAAUGUUGAAGCACAAAAUUUGGUCGGGUAGUCAGGGAAAUUUGAAGAGUUCUAGUAAGGAUAAUUUGAACAAUAAUUCGACCAAAUUUAGUGCUUUAGUUGCUGGAACCGUGACAGGAUCACGAGGAGCUGUAAAGAAACGAGCGGAAGCAUCCAAACUGAGACAGCAGAUGGAAAAUGGAGGUUUCAAAAUCGGCGAAGUGGAAGCAACGGGGAAGCGGAGCGUCCGUUCUAUUCAGGGAUUGCAGAGAGAUUCGGAAAUUCUGUACGUUGGCACGUACAACUCAUCGGAGGAAAGCAGUAAACGAGGCAAAAUAAAGGAUGUGUUCGACGUCGAUUCCAAUGGCUACGAAGAAGUUGACGACGACAGUGAGAGCUGUGGAUCUAGUGCAAAGUUCAAUACGAUUUCGCGAUCAGUUAGUCAACCUGAUUUUCUAGCGAAUCUGAACGACGAUUUAACAAAUGAUGUAAUGCUUCAAAACAGACCUAGCAUUUUCAACAGGCCGUCGGGGAAUUUCGCAAUGACGCGUUCCGUUUCCACUGUGCUGGCACAAUUGGGCAACGAAAAUUCGGCCAAUGAUUCUUCUGACGGAUCAACUAUAGCCAAACCAAAACAUGGACCAAUCAAACCUCGUUCGCAGCUGGUUAUUUCGGACUCUGAAAGCGAAGCGAAUAGUUCGGAUAAUGAAGAAAACGAAUCAUUGGCGGUGCUAAGGUUUUUAACUGCAUUCAAACUGGAAGACCACUAUCCGAUUUUUCAGAAAAAUGAAAUCGAUAUGGAAACUCUAAUGUUGCUCACGGAAAGUGAUAUCAAAUCGUUGGGUUUACCGAUCGGUCCUCACAGGAGAUUGUGCAUAGCGAUUCAGGAACGUAAGGAAGCACUUGCAAGUCCGGGAACGAUCUUGGACAGUCGAUUGUAGAAGCCGCUCGCACUGCCAUUCCAUGCACCGACAAACAAAUACGUAUGCCUGGGGAUGAUGCCCCUACUCCUGGAACUGUAAAUUAUGAACACCUUGUUGUAAAUAAUGAAUUAAAUUAUUCUGAAAUUUUAAGAA